AUGAUUCGAGAUUUGCCGGUGCGACUCGCCAAAUAUCUUCACCCCUCGUUGAGAAGUAUUCUAGUUGGGUGAGUUGAACUAACUCGCCGAGAAGUUAAAAAAAAGUCAAGAAAAAUAAAAAAAACUUAUCGAUUUUCUGCACAUCUGUUAUCCCUCUUUCAUGAUGUAAUAUUACUUGGACAACACUUGAAAUUGAAAAGAAAGGAGGAGACUUUUUCCACAAAUCUCGAGGGAAUUUCAAAACUUCCAACUAAGAAAAGUGCGUUUUUCAGUCGACAAAAACGAUGGAACCGCGGAAGCCCGCAAAAUCGCCUAGCCGUCAAUUUGAUCAAUCGAUAUUGUCGGCCCGUCAAGCCGCGCGUUUUGCCGUUUUAUUGCGACAAAUGUCAUUUGGCGACACGUCGUCUCGACACAAUUAUACAUCAUCCUUGUGAGGAUGAGGGUGGGAAGAAGAAUGGUGGAAGCAAACGGUAUACACCGUAUGAUUUUAAUCAAGGUAUGCUAGUUUUGCCACGUCAUAGCUUGUUUUCAACGUGUGAUUUUUGAACAAAAUCAUAUUUUUUGGGGGAGUUAUUAUAAUUAGCUCGGAAAUCAAUGUCAAAACUUGAAAAUUUUCAGAAUUUAUAUAAGUAGAAUCCUCAAAUUUCGACAAAAUACCGUGAAAUCUACUGAAUCGACCAAGCUGAUCACGAUCCCGUAUUCAAAAAUUGCCAAAAAUCCCUGUGAGCACUUUUAGAGUUCCAAAUUUGGGCUUGAAAUUUGGUUCUUGCUAAUUUUCACCAUUACUAGCAAAAACCAAAAUUCAAGCCCAUAUUUAGAGCUCCAAAAGUGCUCACAGGGAUUUCUGGCAGUUUUUGAAUUCGGGAUCGUAAUCAGCUUGGUUGAUUUGGUAGAUUUCACGGUGUUUUAUAAAAAGCCUAAGCUCAUCAAAUAAAAUUUCGAUAAAACACCGUGAAAUCUACUAAAUCGAUCAAACUGAUCACGAUCCCAGAUUCAAAAAUUACCAGAAACCUGUGUGAUCACUUUUAGAGCUCCAAAUUUGAGCUUGAAUUUUGGUUUCUGCUAGUAAUGGUGAAAAUUAGCAAAAACCAAAAUUCAACCCAAAUUUAGAGCUCUAAAAGUGCUCACAGGGAUUUCUGGCAAUUUUUGAAUCCAGGAUCGUAAGAUCGUAAUUUCACUGUGUUUUAUCGAAAUUUGAGGAUUCUACUUAUAUAAAUUCUGAAAAUUUUCAAGUUGUGACGUGGCAACAGUGAUUUCGGAGCUAACACGUUUGCCACGUCAUUCCAAAUUGUUUUUUUUUCAGACCAAAAAAUCGCUCAAAAUGGCUAUAAAUUGUUGCGAAAAAACGGCCUAGCUGUCAUGGAAAAAACGCUGAAACCACAAAACAUCAAGCUUCCAAGUUUCAGUGAAGCCUUCCCAAUGAUUGCAGCACCCAAAAAAUAUUCGCAAAACAUCCCGACUUUACAGUGAGUUCGCCUAACUCUCCUUUUUUUUUGUUUUUCAAUAAAAAAAUUCAAAAUUUUUCCAGAGAGCUCUGCUACAAUGCUCUGGAAUUCGAGGACCCGGUGGAAUAUGUGAAAAUCGAUGAGAUUAUGACAAUCGAGCCGAGCACUUCUUCUUCUGAGGAUUUGGAAAAUUUGGGAAAAUCAUCUUCGAAAUGUCUGAAUCAUGCGCCAAGCGGCACAUUUUGUUUCAAAUGUCAGAAAUUGUUUGAGAAUUAUUCGGAUUUUCAAGAGCAUUUGGAUAUUGAGGCAGAGAAAAUGCCGCAAUUUAUGUCGGUUUCGGUGAGUUUUCGGAAAAUGGGGUUUCUAGGCGUGGCUACUUAACGACUAGAAUUUCUAAGCAUGGCUACUUGAAGAAGUGGUUUUCUAGGCUUGGCUUCUAGACAACUAGGAUUUCUAGGCACGGCUACUUGAAAACUAGGAUUUGUAGACUCGGUCACUUUACAAAGUUGCUCGCAAGGCUUGGCUCCUUUCCGAAGUGGGUUUCUAGACGCCGCUACUUGAGAACAAGGAUUUCUAAGCGUGCCUCCUUUCCGAAGUGGAUUUCUAGGCUCGGCUACUUGAGAACUAGGCUCUCAAGGCUCGGCUCCUUGCCGAAGUGGAUUUCUAGACGCGGCUACUUGAGCACUAGGAUUUCUAAGCGUGGCUGCUUGACAACUAGGAUUUCUAGGCGCGGCUACUUGUCAACUAGGAUUAAUAGGCUUGGCGACUUGACAAAGUUGCUUUUAAGGCGUGGCUCCUUGCCGAAGUGGUUUUCUAGGCUUGGGUUCUAGACAAUUAGGUUCCGUAGGCGCAGCUACUUGAAAACUAGGGUUUCUAGGCUCGGCUACUCGACAACUAGGAGUUCUAGGCUCUGAUCCUUGACAUUUGUAUUUUUCAGGCGCGGCUACUUGAAAACUAGGGUUUAUAGGCUCCGCUACUUCACGACUAGGAUUUCUAGGUUCUGCCACUUGACGAAGAUACUCUCAAGGCUCGGCUCCUUGCCGAAGUAAAUUUCUAGGCGCCGCUACUUGAGAACUAUGCUCUCUAGACGCUAAUUCUUGAAAAUCAAAGGCUACUUGGCCAACAACCCCUUUGAAAAAUAAAAAAACUUUCCCCCAAAAAAAUUCCAAAUAUAAUUUUGCAGACCGAAGAGCGCACCGGCACAAUAAAUCCCGAAUUCUCCUACCGAAAACGUCGCCAUAUCGCAGUGAAACGCGAUGUCUCGCAUAUUCGAUGCACAUCGUGCCAAAUCGGAAAUUUCGAAUCAACCGACGCUCUCUACGCGCAUAUGGUCAAAUGCGGUGUAUGA
Molecule: messenger RNA, 2793 nt
Organism: Caenorhabditis angaria
Lineage: Eukaryota; Metazoa; Nematoda; Chromadorea; Rhabditida; Rhabditidae
Source: the annotation of a GenBank genome assembly